Molecule: messenger RNA, 2459 nt
Organism: Solanum stenotomum
Lineage: Eukaryota; Viridiplantae; Streptophyta; Magnoliopsida; Solanales; Solanaceae
Product: DEAD-box ATP-dependent RNA helicase 7-like
Exons: 14
Coding region: 115-2166 (683 amino acids)
Molecular function (GO): ATP binding; RNA binding; helicase activity
Source: RefSeq, a predicted model, not a curated record
CCUCUCCUGCAAUUGCAGCUCAACUGCAAUACAGUAUCAGCAGGACCACCGCCAUUUUCUCACCUUCAAGCUUACAUUUCUAUCUUUUUCUACACUCAAUUUACAGAGCUUGUAAUGCCUGCACUUGUUGAAAGUGAAACAAUGGCGUCUGAAGAUUUGAUGGAGCUGAAGAAGAGCGGAAAUGGGUCAUCCGCCGACUCCCAUAAGAAGUCGAAGAAGACCAAGAUUGAUUCUGGGUCUGAUUCAGAGGAGAUAAAGAAGAGUAAUAAGAAAGAUAAGAAGCGUAAAGCUUUAAGCUUGGAUGAUCAGGAGAAUGGAUAUUCGGAGGUUUUGGAACCGGAUGAAAAGAAGAAGAAGAAGAAAAAGAAGAAGAAAAAGGAUGAGGAUGAGGCUAAAUUGGUGGAGGAGGAUAGUGAGGAGAAAGAGGAGGAUCCUAAUGCCUUGUCUAAUUUUAGGAUUUCAGUGCCACUGAGAGAAGCUUUGAUUACCAAAGGGAUACAUGCGCUGUUUCCUAUUCAAGCUAUGACUUUUGAUACCAUAUUGGAUGGGUCUGACUUGGUUGGUCGAGCUCGCACUGGUCAGGGUAAAACAUUAGCCUUUGUGUUGCCCAUAUUGGAGUCCCUGAUAAAUGGACCUACUAAAGUAUCACGGAAAACAGGGUAUGGGAGGGCUCCAAGUGUCUUAGUGCUUUUACCUACUAGGGAGUUGGCACUUCAGGUGUUUGCUGACUUUGAAGUUUAUGGUGGGGCUGUGGGGCUAACUUCAUGUUGUUUAUAUGGAAAUUCAUCCAUGGGACAACAACAAGUUCAACUGAAAAGAGGAGUUGAUAUCGUCGUAGGUACUCCUGGAAGAAUUAAGGACCACAUCGAAAGAGGAAAUAUUGAUUUCAGGUCCCUAAAGUUCCGUGUUCUUGAUGAAGUUGAUGAAAUGUUGAAAAUUGGUUUUGUUGAUGAUGUUGAAUUUAUAUUAGGCAAGGUAGAAGAUGCAAGCCAAGUUCAAACACUUCUUUUCAGUGCCACUUUGCCGAGCUGGGUGAAGCAUAUAUCUUCGAAGUUUCUCAAACCUGAUAAGAAAACAGCUGAUCUUGUUGGUGAUGAGAAAAUGAAGGCCAGCAAGAAUGUGAGGCAUAUUAUUAUCCCAUGCUCUAGUUCAGCCAGAUCUCAGCUGAUUCCUGAUAUCAUUCGCUGCUACAGCAGUGGUGGACGCACAAUUAUUUUCACUGAGACAAGGGGUUAUGCUUCGGAGCUAGCUGGCAUAUUGCCUGGGGCACGUGCUUUGCAUGGAGAGAUACAACAGUCCCAGCGUGAGAUUACACUUGCUGGAUUCAGAUCAGGAAAGUUCCUUACAUUAGUGGCCACAAAUGUAGCAGCACGUGGAUUGGAUAUCGACAACGUUCAGUUAAUUGUUCAGUGUGAGCCUCCACGUGAUGUUGAAGCGUAUAUUCAUCGAUCUGGCAGGACUGGACGAGCAGGAAAUACUGGUGUUGCUGUAAUGCUUUACGAUCCUAAGAAGUCCAACAUCUCUAAGAUUGAAAGAGAAUCUGGUGUCAAGUUCGAGCAUCUAUCUGCUCCACAGCCAGCUGAUGUUGCUAAAGCUGCUGGGAAAGAAGCAGCAGAAGCAAUUGCUGAAAUUUCUGAUAGUGUAAUACCUGCUUUCAAGGCUGCUGCAGAGGAGCUUCUACAUACCUCUGAACUAUCACCAGCUGAAUUGCUUGCGAAGGCACUUGCCAAGGCAGCUGGCUACUCUGAGAUCAAUAGUCGUUCGCUUCUUUCUUCCAUGGAGAACUGUGUUACUCUACUUCUUGAGUGCGGGAGGCCCAUAUUUUCACCUUCCUUUGCAUAUAAUGUUUUGCGGGGGUUCCUAUCUGCGGAGAAGGUUGAAUCAAUCAAAGGUCUUACUUUGACAGCCGAUGGAAAGGGUGCAGUUUUUGAUGUAUCUGCUGAUGACCUGGAUAUAUUUCUAGCCGGGAAGAACGCACAAGGUGUAAGCUUAGAGGUAGUAAAAGAACUGCCCCGGUUACAAGAGAAAGAUCAGUCGAGAGGUGGAAGAUUUGGUGGUGGUCGUGGUGGCUUCUCUGACAAGAGAAAUGGAGGUCGAUUUUCUGGAGGCAGACGCGGAAGAGGUGGUGGUGGGAGAGGUUAUGGAAACUUAGGCCGUAGAUGGUGAAGAAUACAAACAAUUUAUUCAGACAGCUGACUGACUGUACAGGAUUUUUUUCGCCCUGUCGUGGGUUCAAAAUUUUGCGAUGAUGAAGAAAAAAAUGUAUAUUACGGCUGCUGUUUAUGGAAUACUAACAUUAGAUUUUCCAUAUAUAGGUUCAAUUCACUUGCUAUUUUUUUUAUUUCUUGCUUGCCUCCUCUUCGCAGGAGGCAAUUUUUUCUUUUCCAGCUUGUAUUUUUAAUAACUCAACAAAUUUGCUUUUUCCUUAGUCUAAAUACAUUAGUAUAUAUUAUAAAUGU